Molecule: messenger RNA, 2043 nt
Organism: Sporothrix schenckii 1099-18
Lineage: Eukaryota; Fungi; Ascomycota; Sordariomycetes; Ophiostomatales; Ophiostomataceae
Product: metalloreductase
Exons: 1
Coding region: 1-2043 (680 amino acids)
Biological process (GO): iron ion transport; intracellular iron ion homeostasis; copper ion import
Cellular component (GO): plasma membrane
Molecular function (GO): ferric-chelate reductase activity
Source: RefSeq, a predicted model, not a curated record
AUGGACAUGAUGAUGAUGGGCACCAACAUGUUCCAGACGACCAACAUGGCGCUGGCCCGGACGUACUGGUACAUUGUCGCUGCCGUCGUCGGCGCCUUUGUCGUCGUCCGGAUUGUCAACUACUACGACAGCUGGGUCCGCCUGCGCGCCCGGUCGUCCUCGUCUCGCGAGUACCCGACAAAACCCAUGUCCGCCUUUUUGCAGACGUGGGCCACCCUGACCGCCGUCUUCCGCGAGAUGAGCUACCCGCAGCUCUACGUCCCGCUCCGCUACUUCACCUGGCUGACCCCGCCGCCGCUUGGCCGCGUCCUCAUGCUGCUCGUCUACUGGGGCAUCAUCGUCGGCUUCAUGUGCGCCGGCUCCAUCAUCAAGGACGUCAAUUUUUGGGAGCGCAUCGGCUUCCGCAACGCCUGGGUCACCGUCACCCAGCUGCCCCUGCUCUACCUGCUCGCCGGCAAGUCGUCCGUCAUCGCCAUGCUCACCGGCUCCUCGCACGAGCGCCUCAACUGGGCCCACCGCUGGAUCGCCCGCACCAUGUUCGUGACGGCGUCCGUCCACGGCUGGCACUUUUACAACGAAUACGCCAAGGCCGGCAUGACGAGCAUCUUCUUUCAGGUCAUGCCCAUGGGCAAGUAUGGCAUGGCCGCCUGGGGUCUGCUGCUGUGGUCCUUUGUCGUCGGCAUGGCGCCGCUGCGCCAUCUCUGCUACGAAGUCUUUGUCCUCCAGCACAUUGUCACGGCCGUUGUGCUGCUCUGGGUGGUCUACCAGCACGUGCCCGCCUAUGCCAGGUACAACGUGUGGUUCGCCAUUGCCGCGCUCGCCUUUGACCGCGUCGUCCGCUUCGCCAUGCUCCUGUGGCAGAACAUCAAGGUGCGCUCCCCAAAUCGGUCCCGCUGCAAGGGCGGUCAACGCAUCGGCCACGAGGCCCAGAUUCGUGCCGUAGGCGACGACAUUACCAUUGUCACCAUCAAGGACGUGCAUUUUACAUGGCGGGCCGGCCAGCAUUUGUACCUGUGGAUGCCCUGGAUCGGCCCCCUCGAACAGCACCCCUUCACAAUUGCCUGCGCCCACCAGCUGCCCGACACGUGCAUCUGCAACAGCAUCCAGUUGGUGGUGCGCAAGCAUGGCGGAUUCUCGAAGCGGCUGCACGACCGCGCAGUGAAGCUGCAGCAGGCGCAUGGCCCGGGAAAUGGCAGCAGCAGCAGCCGGGCCAGCACGUUUACGGCCUUUGUCACAGGACCCUAUGGCGAGCCGGCUCGCUGGGACAUUUACGAGACCCUGGUGCUCAUCUCGGCAUCGACGGGUGCCUCCUUCACGCUGCCCAUUCUCGAGAGUGUGCUGCAGGCCGACCAUAAUGCCAUCUGCACCAAGCGCAUCGACUUUUUGCUCGCGGCCAAGAAGGGCGACGAGAUUGGUUACUAUGUGCAACGAUUGCAUGAGCUCAUCGACAAGGCCAAGACCUCGGGCAUCGAACUGACCGUCAGCAUUGCCGUCACGCAAGACGCCAAGUCGCUGCCCGCACUUCUCCGUCGCGCGUCCGAUGCACCGGCUCGGCUCACCGCCGCGGCCGACGAUGCCGCUCCGCUGCGGGAGAACGAGAAGGGCUACAGCUCGUCGUCGUCCCUUGCCGCUACGUCCGCCGUCCCCGACGAGCAGGAGCCUGUCGCCACCUCAUCCUGCUGCAUGGCCAAGGAGGCGGAUGUGGAGAAGUCGGCGCAGGUCAUCACGCCAGCGGCUGGACCCGAUGCCGACGCCGACGCCGACGCCGACGCCCCUGCCACAGUCACAACACGCCACCGACCCAGCAGCGUCGCGAGCGACGACUCGCAUGUGCAGCAAAUGACGACCCGCCCCGACAUUGCCGCCUUUAUCCGCAAUGCCGUCGAGACCACGGGCGGCGAGACCUCGGUCGUCGUCUGUGGCGGCAAGUCGCUGGUGGCGCGCGCGCGGAACUGUGUGGCCAAGCUGUCGGACGAGCGGGCCGUCCACAAGGGCACCGACGCGCAAGGCAUUCACCUGCAUGUGGAGGAGUACGGCUUCUAG